AUGGCGCCAGAGUAUAAACCUCUUGGAAUCAGAGACUCCAAGUCAAAGAAAAAAAGUACGAUCCGGCUUUCCUCAGACUCUCGGCAACUGGCACAAACCUCAGGGCAAGGUACAACUCAGGCUUCGAAGAAACCUGUUGCGCCGAAGAGAAAGCGUGAAGACCAAGCGAGUCCCGAGGAGAAAGCUGCGAAAGCCCAGCGCAGAUCCGCAAUCUUGGAGAAGUCCAAAGAAGCCAGGAAACGCUUGAGCAUAGGACUUGACAUUGGAACGACGGCUUCAGCCAUCGCCUAUGCGGCUAGCGAUGCUUCCGCGGACCAAAUUUCCGUCCUUGAUAACUGGGAUGGGCAUGUUGAGGUCAAAGUGCCAACGAGGGUGGCAUAUGCCGAGGAAAACGACUUCGAGACAGACAAAUGGGGGUUUCAGGUGGAGAGCGGAAUGCAGAUUUGCAACUGGCCAAAACUUCGUCUUGACGAGAACACGGACAAAGCAGACUUUGACGAUCCUCUACUCCAGCAGGCGAUAGGACAAGGUCUCAUGCACAUACCGGACGGCAAAGAUGCCCCCGAGGUUAUCAGUGACUUUCUGUUCGGAGUCCGCAACCAUUUCUUACAGCAUUUGAACGACACAAUCCUCGAAACAGCUGUGAAGCAUACAGCGAAGCGAAUUUGCGUUCCAGUUCCGACCACGUGGUCGCUGGCGGCGCGCGAGGCUACGCGUCAGGCUGUGAUCAAGGCCGGAUUCGGGGAGGACAAACGCGAUGAGAUUAACAUCAUUGACGAAAGUGAGGCGGCUGCUCUAUAUGUGAUCAAAUCUCUGGAGAAAUCUCCCGAAGAAAAUCUAGAGACGGGCGAAUGGUUUAUGGUGAUUGACAACGGAGGCGGAACAAUCGAUUGUGUUUCGUACAAGAUAGCAUCUCGCAAACCUCUACAGCUAGAGGAGGCGUGUGCUGGCGAAGGCGCAAAGAUUGGUGGGACAUCUAUCGAUCGGGCUCUUCAUGCUCUGAUGCAAGGGCGUUUCGGAGCUGCGUUCAGCGAGCUCUCAAUCAGCAAGAUAGCAGCCACCAGCCAGUUUAUGCAGGACUUCGAGUCCCACAAGAGAAGAUUUAACGGCCAGGAUGACAGCAAGUGCCUCUGGCUCCGCCUCAAUAUGAGGAAGCUCGACGAUCAGGACAAGGAUGUUCAGGCCAAUUAUGAUUUCGUGGAUUUGGCCGCAAAGGUCACGAGCAUCGAUAUGCAGGGGAUGUUCGAGCCCAUCGUUGACAAGAUAAUCGAGAUCAUCCGUGGACAAGUCCGUCGGAUGGAGGAAAAUAACGAGGCAGCCACUGGCCCCCGGAUAAUCGCAAUGUGUGGUGGCCUCAGUUGCAACCCCUACGUCUUUAACCGGGUCAAAGAAUUCGUCAACACCUCCUUCGAGGCCGGCUCUGUCAAAGUUUUAGCUCCUCGUCAACCAGUGACUGCUGUAGUCCGAGGAGCGGUGCUGGCCGCCCAGGGACGCUCGCCCAUUGUGUCCAGACGAUGUCGAGAGUUUAUCGGCACACAGGUUCAUUGCCCGUGGGACCAAAAGAAACACCAGCCUGGUGACAGGUUCGAGUGCCCCAUGGCUGGGCCCAGAGCCAUGAAUCAAAUGGAGUGGAUUGUCACUAAGGGCCAGAAGCUGAAGCCUAAUAUGAAGGCGAAAGUGAAAUGUUAUCAUGUCGUGGAAAACGCGCGCACAGAGAUCAAGCGUGCUAUCAUAAUCGAUCAGAUGCUGUACAGGUGCACAGAAGACGUUGCUCCAUCUCGUGUGGAUGAUCCCGUUGAGGAGAUAGGCGUGAUACGGGUAGAUGUCACCGACAUUGCACGUCAAAAACGCGCAAAAGCCAGGACGGGCUAUCGAACCUACCCCCGCGACAUAAGCAUCGAUGUCGAUAUUGAACUAACGAUGUCAAGCAACAAGGGCAUUUUGGAAGCUGUUGCCAAGUCCGGACGCACCAAGGUCGGGAGCACGACAAUAACAUUCACGCCAGCUCCGGCGUGGGAGAAUGGUCUCGUGCGAAGAGAGGAAGAUAAAUGA
Messenger RNA from Fonsecaea erecta, 2052 nucleotides. RefSeq lists its product as hypothetical. The record is from RefSeq and is a predicted model, not a curated record. The transcript has 9 exons. NCBI's taxonomy places the organism in Eukaryota, Fungi, Ascomycota, Eurotiomycetes, Chaetothyriales, Herpotrichiellaceae. Gene Ontology annotation, molecular function: ATP-dependent protein folding chaperone; ATP binding. Bases 1 to 2052 code for a protein of 683 amino acids.